ACGGCGAAACCGUCUUCUUCUUCCUCCAUUUUAGGAUCUUGCUUCAGAGACUCAAUCUUCACCUCUACUCUGUAUAUGUUAGACUCAGCAAUCGCCUCUACUACUUCACUCAAUCAUCUUGUCAAGUUGUGUUUGCUCUCCACGAAAGUUUUCGGGGCUUGUUAUGGCUCCAAAUCCUGUUUGGUGCUCGAGAAACUUGAAGGGAAAGGGAAGGAUGUGAAAGGUUUUAUUUGAAGGAUUCAAUUUCUGUAAUACGUGAAUUGGAAUGGGGGUUGUGGAUACUAUGUUGCAGAAAGAGUCUUGGGUUUCUUUCAGCAAUGGUAGUCAUUCUGUUGGAAUGUCAGAGAAAUUGCCGUCAGAGAAAGGUCAUGUUGUUCCUCAUUCCAUUGCACCACCCAAGUAUAAGCGACGCAAAGUUUGUGUUGUUCGAGAUUUUCCACCUGGGUGUCGGCGGAAUGCUGCAGUCACUAGACAAAGUAAGCAAUCUGCUCCUCUUGGCAAGACAGUGGCUAGGGUUAAGCAUGGGGAUUUGUUAGAGACUGUUAGAGAUUUUCCACCUGGGUGUGGACCGAAUGCUGCAUCAGUCUCUAGACCAAGUGAAGAAGCUGGUCUUGGUAAUACAGUGGAUAAGGAGAAGAAUGGGGAUGUGUUGGAGACUGUUCAGGAGCAAUUAGGUGAAACUGGUCUGGAGUCCCAAGGUACAAGUGUGUUGAAAAGUUCAAUGACAACUGAAGUGCUACAGCAUCCAAAUCAUUUGGUUUCAAAGGUAGAAAAGCCAGUUUUGAUGUCUGAUCAGGUAGGUGGGGAUGGUGCUUGUACAAGGAAGCUUUGCACUGAACUUGAAACUGCAGAAUGUCUCAAUUUUAAAAUCUCGGAUUUAAACAACGUGGAUGUUGCUGCUUCUGAAGGAAAGAUGACCUGUUUGGAGAAGCUUAAGCCUAGAAAAUAUCCCCCUCGGAGAAAGGUCUCAGCCAUUAGGGACUUUCCUCCAUUUUGUGGAAGGAAUGCUCUCUCACUUCCUGAGGAAGAGCGAAUGAGAGCGGCUGCUCUUCAGAAGAAGAAGAGCUUGGAUAAGGAAAAGUUUGGAAAAGAGGACCAAGGAGAUGUGAAACAAGUGAAAAAGGCUAUUCAAGAUGGAGGAGAUGCUAUACAGGAUGGUGUGGGACAUGAUUCUUCUGAGCUGAUAGGAGACAAAAUUAUAUCUGAACAUGAAGAACUUGCUGCUAAAGAAAUAAGGGAGAAAGGUGCAGUUGGAACAUCUUCUGGAAAGGAGAUUAAGGUUGAAAUAGAGGAUAUGGGAAAAAAGGGCACUGAUUCCCACCAAAUUUAUCAAUCUGAAUUUGCUAGUAAGUCCAAUAUAGUCACUGAGAUAGAGAAUGCAGAUCUCCAAGGUUUGGAGAAAAAUACAACCCAUGAGAAAGUUCUGAGAUGUGAUGCUUUGGUCCACACUGAGAAGAAAAGUCUCAAGAAAAAGUCUUUCCCUCUUUCCUGUUAUAAGGAUCAAUUAUCUGAGGGCAAUCAGGAGAGUUCAGAAACUAGUUCGGUCAGAUUGCUUGUGCAAGGUCUAAUGGCUUUAUCAAACUGUCCUUGGAGGCAAAGAAAAUCAGCCUGCAAUUCUAAGCUGCUGCAUGGUUCUAAUGGAAGAGAAGGACAAGGACAUGAUUUCACAUCAUUAAAACAAAUUAAAUCAGCAGAGAAAGUAGUCAAUAAUGCAGCAAAAGACUCUGGAGGAACACACAGAAAAACUAAACCUGUUGGAUCAGGUGAGAGAGGAGCAAAGAAACGUCAUCUGGUGUUGUCUCCACAACCUAUUUCUAUGGUAGCUCCAAUUAAGAGUGAAGGAGAAAACUUUGAAGAAACAUGUGCUGAGAAGAAUCCAUCACCUACAAGAAGUGAUAUGAAUGAAUUGGAUCUCUGGGAUAAGAAAGACUCUCUCCAGCAUGAUGGGAUAUGCAAAAAUGAUGUUAAGAGACAUAAUUAUAGUGUAAGCCUUCCCCCCUCUUGUCCAAGUAAUGCCACUGGUGAAACUCAUGAUAGGAACAAAGUGAGGGAGGUGUUGCGUCUAUUUCACACUGUCUGUAGGAAGCUCUUGCAGGAAGAAGAGUCAGGCUUGAAGCGAGAAGAAGGUAACAAAAGGAGUAGGAUUGAUUACCAAGCAGCAAAGAUUCUCAAGGCUGAAGGAAAAUAUGUUAACACAGGUAAACAGAUCAUUGGACCUGUUCCUGGUGUUGAAGUGGGGGAUGAGUUUCAGUAUUUUGUGGAGCUUAAUAUCAUUGGUCUUCAUCGCCAAUCUCAGAGUGGUAUAGAUUAUCUCAAGCAAGGUGACAAGAUCCUGGCUACAAGCAUAAUAGCAUCGGGAGGCUAUGAUAAUGACUUGUACAACUCAGACAUCUUGAGUUACAUGGGUCAAGGAGGACGCGUGAUGCAAAAAGAUAAGCCCCCUGAAGAUCAAAAACUUGAGAGGGGAAACCUCGCUUUAGCAAAUAGCAAAGUUGAACAUAACCCUGUUAGAGUUAUUCGUGGUGAAGGAAAGUCUUCUGAUUCAUCAGAUUCAAGAGGCAAAAGGUAUGUAUAUCACGGACUGUAUUUGGUGGAGGAAUAUAAGCAAGAACCAGGGCCACAUGGAAAGCUAGUCUAUAAAUUUAAGCUGGUUCGAAUUCCUGGUCAACCGGAGCUUGCUUGGAAAGUAGUAAAAAGGUCCACAAAAUCCAAGGUACGGGAAGGUCUCUGUGUUAAUGAUAUCUCUCAAGGGAAGGAGUUAAUACCCAUCUGUGCCAUCAAUACCAUAGAUAAUGAGAAGCCCCCGCCAUUUGAAUAUGUAACUAGCAUGAUAUAUCCUGAUAGGUAUUCUCCUGUUCCUCCCGAAGGUUGUGAUUGUACUCAUGGAUGUUCAGAUAUGAGGAAGUGUUCUUGUGUGAUGAAGAAUGGAGGAGAGAUCCCAUAUAACCGUAAUGGGGCUAUUGUUGAAGCAAAGCCCCUAGUCUAUGAGUGUGGCCCUACUUGUAAGUGCCCUCCUUCUUGCCAUAACAGAGUCAGCCAGCACGGUAUCAAAAUUCAGCUUGAGAUCUUUAAGACUGAAUCAAGGGGCUGGGGUGUCAGAUCACUGAAUUCAAUCUCUUCUGGAAGCUUUAUCUGCGAGUAUGUGGGAGAACUCCUUGAAGAAAAGGAAGCUGAACAAAGAACUGGCAAUGAUGAGUAUCUGUUUGAUAUUGGGAAUAACUGCCAUGACAACUCUCUUUGGGGUGAAGUAACAGAGCUCAUGCUUGAUGCUUCAUCGGGUUCUUCCCAAGUUGUGCAAGAAAGUGGCUACACCAUUGAUGCAGCUCAGAAAGGCAAUGUUGGAAGAUUCAUAAACCAUAGCUGCUCACCCAAUCUGUAUGCACAAAAUGUCCUCUACGAUCACAAAGACAUGAGAAUUCCUCACAUCAUGCUUUUUGCUGCUGAGAACAUUCCCCCACUGCAAGAGUUGACUUACCAUUACAACUAUAUGAUUGAUCAGGUUUUUGAUGCUGACGGCAAUGUCAAGAAGAAACCUUGUUAUUGUGGUUCUUCAGAAUGCACGGGUAGAAUGUAUUGAAGCAAAGUGCAAGUUCAAUUAUCUGUUGAUUUCUUUGCUCCUUUUCCAGUCAUACAUUCAUUGCUAAGUUUGUCAUUUUCAUAGAUAUAUAUAUAUAUAUAUAUAUAUUCUACCAUAUAUUUUGGAGAA
Molecule: messenger RNA, 3706 nt
Organism: Rubroshorea leprosula
Lineage: Eukaryota; Viridiplantae; Streptophyta; Magnoliopsida; Malvales; Dipterocarpaceae
Source: the annotation of a GenBank genome assembly